CCGUAUCGAGAGGUGCGUCGCCUGGCGGACCUGAGCGUUGAAGAGAUGGAAUACUUUGAGGAGACCAUCGCUCGCCUGGCUGCUGCAGAGUACCAGGAGUUUAGAGAAUGCCCUGGGUGUAAGAGCUACGUUGAAAGAAGGAACCUGACUAACCUCUGCGUUCAGUGCUUAGUUUGCGUUGCAGACCAGAAGAAACAGGUCCAGUUCUGCUGGCAGUGCUUGAAGCCGUGGAAAGGUCCGGCUCCACGCUCCGAUCGCUGUGACAAUAACGACUGCAAAAACCACGACCUGGAGCUGCUCAGGACCUGCAAGACCACAUCCUUCCCUGAGGUCCGGGAUGUCAAGGAUUGUCCCUCCAUCAGGGCCUGUCCCACCUGUGGACAGACAGUGGAGCACGACAAGACGGGCUGCAAGAACAUCACAUGUCCUCGCUGCCAGGUGGAGUUCUGCUUCGUGUGUCUGAAGCUGACUCCUGAGUGUCUGAAGACCAGCUCCUACUUCAUCCCCUGCAGUGCUGGUGUGGCUCCCAGACAGACAGCCAUACCUGUGUGGCACAGGAANUUCUAA
Poecilia latipinna (sailfin molly) is the source of this 567-nucleotide messenger RNA. RefSeq names its product E3 ubiquitin-protein ligase RNF19B-like. The coding region runs from base 46 to 567 and encodes 173 amino acids. The transcript is spliced from 2 exons. Lineage: Eukaryota; Metazoa; Chordata; Actinopteri; Cyprinodontiformes; Poeciliidae. The record is from RefSeq and is a predicted model, not a curated record.